AAAAAGUAAAAUAAGAUUGAACCAAUUUCAUAGAAACUUACGUGACGAAAAUUAAAGUAUCAAAUGUCGGGAUAAAAACAUUUAUCACAUAUCAUAAAAUGAUUGAGUCGCAAAGCUUUCGCAUCGUACUCUAUACUGUGUAUAUUUUACUUUCUAGAUUAGCACUAUGCCAGCGCGAGCAUUAUGGGUCAAAAAUUAAUAUGACGGACAUGCUUAUGCUGGGAGAGCAAGUCAAUGGUUUCAAUUUUAAUGAGGAACCAAUAGUCAAGUACAGAGGACCCUAUUUUGAUACAACUGCAACAAAAAAUGUGACAUCCCUAGUUGGUAAAACAGGACAUCUGAACUGUCGCAUCAAAAAUCUCGGCAAUAAAACGGUAUCUUGGAUAAGACACAGGGAUUUACACCUCUUAACAGUGUCUGAAAGUACUUACACUUCGGAUCAGAGAUUUAAUGCAAUCUAUAAUAAGCAAACUGGUGACUGGUCAUUACAGAUUAAAUAUCCACAAAUUAGAGAUUCUGGAGUUUACGAAUGUCAGAUAUCGACGACACCUCCAGUUGGAUAUACCAUGAUCUUCUCUGUUGUGGAGCCAAUUACAACUAUUCCUGGAGCUCCAGAAUUAUAUAUUGAUUUAGGAUCUACAGUUAAUUUAACUUGUAUUGUAAAACAUCUUCCUGACCCCCCACUUAUGGUUCACUGGACUCACAACAAUCAGGAAAUAAACUAUGAUUCGCCAAGAGGAGGGGUAUCUGUUAUAACCGAAAAAGGCGACAUAACGACUUCUUAUCUGCUAAUUCAGCGUGCUCAAAUAUCUGAUUCUGGCAAGUAUUCCUGCUUGCCAUCAAACGCUAAUUCCAAAUCAGUUUACGUUCACAUAUUAAAUGGUGAUCACCCGGCAGCAGUCCAAGGAGCGAACUUAAUCAGAAGCUUAAGUUUGAAUGCUUUAAUAUUAUUAUUAAUAAUAUUAGCACAUCUUUAAGCUCGAAGCUCAAAAUUUUAUUUAUAUUUGUAAAUAUAGUU
Molecule: messenger RNA, 1018 nt
Organism: Drosophila virilis
Lineage: Eukaryota; Metazoa; Arthropoda; Insecta; Diptera; Drosophilidae
Gene: dpr21
Product: defective proboscis extension response 21
Biological process (GO): synapse organization
Cellular component (GO): neuron projection membrane
Source: RefSeq, a predicted model, not a curated record